Molecule: messenger RNA, 2436 nt
Organism: Spodoptera frugiperda (fall armyworm)
Lineage: Eukaryota; Metazoa; Arthropoda; Insecta; Lepidoptera; Noctuidae
Gene: Scgalpha
Product: alpha-sarcoglycan
Exons: 11
Coding region: 177-1709 (510 amino acids)
Cellular component (GO): sarcoglycan complex; membrane
Molecular function (GO): calcium ion binding
Source: RefSeq, a predicted model, not a curated record
CAUCUCUGUCUGUUUUCGGGGCGUUCCUUCAUGCCGCACAUGCGAUCUAUGUUCCGUCCGCGCUCAAUGUAAACGGCUAAAAUAGAAAUCGAUUGUUGUUUCUAUUCCUGUGGAUUUAGGUCGGGUUUAUUCGAAAUAUCAGUGCUAUGGCGAUCCGGUAAAUAAUAGCAUUCACAAUGUUCGUCGUAAGUUUGUUGGUGUUGGUGGCGGUGGGGGCGCCAGGGUUGUCAGCACACCUGCACCAUGCCGUCGAGACUGAGAUGUUCGCCAUACCUAUCAGCCCUAACUUAUUCAACUGGACUUAUCAAGAGUUCGACCAGCAAUACCGCUUCCACGCUGCCAUGCUGGGCAAACCGGAGCUACCUGCGUGGCUUCAUUAUAUCUACAGCGGACGACACCACUCAGGGUUCAUCUUCGGAACGCCGCCGCGAGGGAGCAGAGGCUCCCUCCAGAUCGAAGUAAUCGGCUUAAAUAGACAGGACUACGAGACGCGGCGGGUGUUACUGACGUUGGACAUACAGCUCAAGGAGAAGAUGGCACGCCAUGAGGUCGAGCUCAAGAUCGAUAACCUGAACGUAGAAGAUCUAUUGGAUGAGCACAAGAUGACCCGUUUGAAGGACAUCUUGAGAACGAAGCUCUGGACGGAGAGCAGUGGCGAUCUGUACGCGACCUUCCUGUCGUCUGCCAUCGACCUCGGAGCUCGGCUGCCUUUGAAGCCAAGUGAUGGUGAAGGGUUGGUAGUCCGCCUCGGCAGUUCCAUGCCAUUUUCGCUGGAACUGAAGAGGCUGCGCGAGGAGGUGCGCCCUCUGUCCCGUCUGCCCAGCUGCCCCCGAGAGUACAAGCGGACCACCGUGGAACGACUCUUCAGGGACGCUGGGCUGACGCUGGACUGGUGCAGUUUUGAACUGUACAACACGGUCUACAAGGAGCGCUCAACCCUUCACCUGGAGUACUUGACCGAAGUGCCCAACACCAGUAAAACCGCCAAAUCCUUCAAGGCUCUUGACACCAAAGAUAUCUGGACCGCACCCAGCAAGGAGUCGCUCCCAUGCCGCAGCUACCGUCGGCUGGUGACGGGCGCGGUGCUGGUCCCGCUGAUGCUGCUCCUGCUGUGUGUGUCCGCGCUCACCGCCGCCGUCUGCGCGCUGCACGCCACCGUCCGAGAUCCAGUGUCAGAUAAUUUUCUGGAUAAUAUAUUCCACAUCUGUAUUGACUAUAGAAAUAGGAGGAGGGCCCACAAGUCAAGAGUGGAAAUGUGCCGUUACGGCACUGGCAACACCGAGCAGACACAAGUAGCUGACAACACUAGCAACAAGAGCCUUGGAGUGAGCCCCAACAACAGUCUCGCACGUCCGUACAGUCCUAAAUCGACGACCAACCUGGCUGGCAACUACAACCGCCCGCAACCACCCCCCUACAUGGGUUCAGCAACCAACUCCCUCCACCAUCGCAAAUCAACCGACAGGACCCCAUCCACCAGUGGUCACACUCCUGAACACCGCACCCAUCUACUCGAAGAAUCCCUAAAACUCCUGAACGAAGCGAAAAUCGAUAGCUUAUCGAUUAAAGAUCCGAUAAUCGAUUUGAACGAUGGCACCGAAGAUUAUGUUCCGAUUAAACCUGAUGCGUCUGGCUAUGUUUCCAUGAAGGAUUUGGAUGACAUCGAUGUUCCCGACCUGGCCAAGUUUGGCAUCGCUGGGCCCAUAUGACAUGAGGUAAUGGCGGGAGAACCGCCCGUUAAAACAUGGUUUUGUUAAUCCACUUGUUAAUGCAAAAAAUUGCAGAAUUUUUCUUCAUUUUUUUUGGUAUUGAAGCUAUUUUGGCUUGUUAAAAAAACAAUAGGAAAGGUUUUUCUUUUUCUAAUGACUAAGCACACACUCGGAAACGAAAAUUGCAAAAAAAAAAACACUACAUUUUUCCAAAAAUAGUUCAAUAUAAUCAUACCGCUAAGAUUUUUCGGAUCAGACCUAUUUUGGCGAGUUAAAAAAACAAAAGGAAAGCAUUUUAUUUUUCCAAUUACCAAACACACACUCGGGAACUACAUUUUUCACUCAAAAAAGUAUUAAGGCAAAUAGUUCAAUAUAAUCAUAUCGCUAUGAUAUUUUAAUUAUAAUCUAGGUGUCUUAAGGAUAGGAGGUUGUCUAAUAAUAUUUAUAAUUAAAUAGUAGUUACAUUACGUAAGUAAAUCGUCACCGAUAGAUGGAAUGAGCUUAAAAAACGUAUAAUUUUGCACAAAAAAUACACUCAAAAUGAAAUGGUAUUAAACAAUGAAUUCGAAAUGAUAUUAGAAAUUUUAACAUUACUGAACGAUUUAGUCUAACAAAUUCAAGUUCUAUCUCCAAGACGUAAGAAUGAUAUUAAAUUGAUAGCAAGUUAAAAUUGCAAAACCAAAAUAUUUCUGUCGGCUAAUACUUGCUUUAAUACAAUACACAUAAG